AUGAAAAUGCUUAAUCAUAUAAAUAUCGUACAGUUAAAGAAUAGUUUUAUGACUUCUGAUAACGAUGAAGUGUAUUUAAAUUUAGUGUUGGAAUUUGUUCCUGAUACAGUUUAUAGAGUAUCCAGACAUUAUACAACCAGUAAGCAAUCAAUACCUUUGAUUUAUGUUAAAGUAAACGAAGCGAAUGUUUCAUAUAUUUGCUCAAGACAUUAUAGAGCUCCAGAGUUGAUUUUUGGAUCUACAAAUUAUACAACAUCGAUCGAUGUUUGGUCGUUGGGAUGUGUUUUGGCAGAGCUGCUUCUGGGAGCACCGCUCUUCCCAGGCGAGAAUGGAAUCGAUCAAUUGGUAGAGAUUAUUAAAGUGUUGGGAACACCAACCAAAGAGCAGAUACACGUGAUGAACCCAUAUUACUCGUCAUUCAAAUUUCCAGAUAUCAAAGCGAAUCCCUGGACCAAAGUAUUUAGGGCCAAGGAUGUGCCGGCAGAGGCUAUCGAUUUGAUUUCAAAGAUUCUGCACUACGAUCCAUCCGCCCGUUUGAAACCCACCGAAAUUUGCGCACAUCCCUUCUUUGAUGAGCUGAGAGACCCCAAGUCGACCCUGCCAGACGGCCGUCCACUGCCACCACUAUUCAACUUUACCAUCGCCGAACAACUGACAAUGGGACCCAAACUUGCCAAAAUAUUAAUUCCACCGCAUGCCAUGUCUGCCAUUGAGCUGCCUUCACCGUUGUUUCCACACCUGACUUCUGGCGCACCUGUUUCCUCGUCAUCCACCACAACACCCACACCAUCGCCAUCCAACCACUCCACCAGCAACAGUAGCACUACCAGCAGCAGCACCACUAACAUCCAAGCACAGUCGUCGUCGUCCUCCACCUCUCAAACCACCAGCAACAGUACAAAUACACAAACAACUGCUCAAGCCAAUCCAACGACAACUACAACUACCAACACAGUUGGAACAAGUACAAAUGCAAACUAA
Messenger RNA from Heterostelium album PN500, 981 nucleotides. It is a transcript of the gene gskA, whose product is annotated as glycogen synthase kinase 3. NCBI's taxonomy places the organism in Eukaryota, Evosea, Eumycetozoa, Acytosteliales, Acytosteliaceae. Gene Ontology annotation, molecular function: protein serine/threonine kinase activity; ATP binding. The transcript has 3 exons. The coding region runs from base 1 to 981 and encodes 326 amino acids. The record is from RefSeq and is a predicted model, not a curated record. Gene Ontology annotation, cellular component: cytoplasm. Gene Ontology annotation, biological process: protein phosphorylation; signal transduction.